CGGUUUCCCUAGGGGUUUGUUUGUCUUGACUUUCUUCAACUGGAGAAUAUGGUGAAAGCCAAUGGCAAGGGGAAAGCCCGUAUUCCCAAAUCAAAACGCAAAACUGAAAAUGCAACUCCCAGUGCUACAACUGUAGCAACUGCAUCUGAGCCGGUAAAGACAGAUGCAGAAGCACUUGACAUAGUUCCUAGUGUUGAAGAGAAUAAAGAAGAGAAUAAGGGGGAAGAGGUGAAGGAAGAAAAAGGAAAAGAAACAAGUAAACCGGUCAAUAAGUCGAGGAAGAGAAAUAGAAUCAGAAGGAAGACCAAAAAUGUUGCUAACACAGCGACUGUUAAAGAUGCUGAUAAGCCAGAAAAUUCAGAUGGAGAUAAGGCUUCAAACAAGGCUGAGAGCAUGGGGAUGGUUUUUAUGUGCAAUUCCAAGACAAAGAAAGAUUGCUACCAGUACAAGGUUCUGGGGCUGCCUGCUAGCAAGAAGGAUACGGUUGCUGAGAUUUAUAAAGGCAUGAGGCUGUUUUUGUUUGAUGUCGAUCUGAAGCUGAUGUAUGGGAUCUAUAAGGCUGCAGGACGAGGGGGUUAUAAUAUUGAACCCAAAGCUUUCAAAUCAGCUUUCCCUUCUCAGGUUCGUUUCACUGUUUUGGAUGAUUGCUUGCCCUUGCCGGAGGAAAAAUUCAAAAAAAUCAUCAAGGAUAACUACUAUGGGAAGAACAAAUUCAACUGCCAGCUGAACUCUGAGCAGGUGAAGAACUUGUGCAAGCUUUUCCGAGCUACUACCAAGGGCGCCAAGUCAAAACGAGUUGGUAGACCUAGCAGACGAGAAGCCCGCACAAUUGCGGAAAGGGGCAGAAGUAGGUGGCCAAGUCAAGAUGAUGUGAGGCGCUCUCCAUUGGGUCGGAACUUUCCGUACCCAGAGGCCCCCCGCAUGUAUGAAAGAGAGGUAUUUCCAUCGCCAGAACGAGGCAGAAGUAGAUGGCUAAGUCAUGAUAGACCAAAGCACUCUCCUCCGUUGGGUGCAAACUCAGUGUACCCAGAGGGCCCCAGAAUGUAUGAGAGGGAAGCAUAUAGAGUGAGGCACUCUCCAUUGGGUCGGAGCGCACUGUAUCUGGAGCCCCCCAGCAUGUAUGAAAGAGAAGCAUAUCCACCUCAAGCCUUGCCACCACCUUUGCUGCUGCCACCACAGCAGCAUCCCUAUGCCCAUGAGAGGCCUUUGGAUAUGGAUUAUUAUAGGAGGGAGACACACCCUGAGCAUCAUAGUCAGCAGGUUUUUGACUUGGAGCCUAGACGCCGGGAGAUUACUGAAUAUCGUGAUGGCUACAGCGUGUACAGGCAACCUCCUCCGUACAAUGCUGAUUCAUUGUAUUCUGUGGCCCCACCACCUGCGUACCAGCUUGUGGCUCCCCCAACCCAACCUCCCCUAUAUCGUUAUUAGGGUUUGCACUUGAUUAGCGAAAACUUUGUAUCCUUAAUUGUCCUUGGAUUUUUGGGUUUAUAUACUGUUGUUGGUUUCUUUUAUUUGGCGCUGUUUGCUCGAUUAUCUGGGCCAGCAGCAUUAGCUCGAAAUAUGCCAUAGUUUGACCUGACCUCAAAUUGAAUGACUUUUUGACUUUAAGAAAGUAGUUGUUAAUGUGUGGUACUCAGCUUAGAUGUGCAAUGCAGGUACUUUUUGGUAGGACAAUGCAAAA
Messenger RNA from Telopea speciosissima, 1681 nucleotides. RefSeq lists its product as uncharacterized. The transcript is spliced from 3 exons. Lineage: Eukaryota; Viridiplantae; Streptophyta; Magnoliopsida; Proteales; Proteaceae. The coding region runs from base 49 to 1428 and encodes 459 amino acids. The record is from RefSeq and is a predicted model, not a curated record.